Molecule: messenger RNA, 1619 nt
Organism: Hemicordylus capensis (graceful crag lizard)
Lineage: Eukaryota; Metazoa; Chordata; Lepidosauria; Squamata; Cordylidae
Gene: GIPC3
Product: GIPC PDZ domain containing family member 3
Exons: 6
Coding region: 36-1034 (332 amino acids)
Molecular function (GO): protein binding
Source: RefSeq, a predicted model, not a curated record
GCCCAUCUCCGGUGGUUGGGCAGGCGGGUGGCGCGAUGCUGCGCAGGUCUGGCCGGCAGAGCAGGAGCGGAGACGCCCAGCAGCUGGAGGGGACACCCAUGGAGAACGGUGUGGCCCAGGCCUCCUCCGAGGGGGGCAAGAACACUCCGGCCCCGAGCGGCCCGGCCCCAGUGCCCCACGCCCCCCACCGGGUGCGGCCCAGGCUUGUCUUCCACACCCAGCUGGCCCAUGGCAGCCCCACCGGCAAGAUCGAAGGCUUCACCAACGUCAAGGAACUGUACGCCAAAAUCGCCGAGGUCUUCGACAUCCCCCCGACAGAGAUCCUGUUUUGCACCCUCAACACCCACAAAGUGGACAUGCUGAAGUUACUGGGAGGCCAGAUCGGUUUGGAGGACUUCAUUUUCGCCCACAUCCGGGGCGAGACCAAAGAAGUGGAGGUGACCAAGACGGAGGACGCCCUAGGGCUGACCAUCACGGAUAACGGGGCCGGAUAUGCCUUUAUCAAGCGCAUCAAGGAAGGCAGCAUCAUCAACCGGAUCCCGACCGUCUGCGUCGGCGACAGCAUCGAGGCCAUCAACGACCAAACCAUCGUCGGAUGCCGCCAUUACGAAGUUGCCAAGAUGUUGCGGGAGAUGCCCAAGGCCCAGCCGUUCACCUUGAGGCUGGUGCAGCCGAAACGGGCCUUUGAUAUGAUCAGCCAGCGGACACGGAGCAACAAGAGCCCCAGCGAGGGGAAGGUGGCGAGCGGCAGAGAGACCCUACGGCUGCGUGCCAAGGGCAGCGCCACUGUGGAGGAGGCGCCUAGUGAGUUUGAGGAAGAAGCCGCCCGAAAAGUGGAUGACCUACUGGAAAGUUACAUGGGCAUUCGCGAUGUGGAGCUGGCGUCGACCAUGGUGGAGAUGUCCAAGGAACGCCACGACCCCGAAGACUUUGCCCGUGGCCUGGACUCGCUCUUGGGGGAAUUUGCCUUUCCGGAAGAGUUUGUCGCUGAGGUCUGGACAGCGAUCUACGAAUCCAGAGGCGACUCCAAGUAGCAGGCGGAGGGUCAGCUGCUGCUACCUCCCUCCCCAGCAAAGAAUCCCCUCUGUCUCCCACCCCACCCCGGUCAAUAUUUUCUUGGCCAGCUCUUUCUAUCCGGAGUGGUUAUUUUUAUUUAUUUAUUUUUUUAAUUGCUUAAGGGUGAGUUUCAAACACAAACAUUUUAGAAGAUUUCGCCUGAUCCCAAAUCUGGCAGGAGAGCUGUUCGGCACUAAAGCCUGUGCUGCCCCUUUGAACCUUCUCCGUGGGUCCCAGGAUUGUAGGGAUUCCUCGCCACAGCCUUUCUUUACGGUUUCGGAAUUUUGCUCUUGUCCUGAUUUCUGGGUUAAUUAGAACAGGGCUGCACAACUUUGGACUGCUUGCUGAAGUUGGACUACAACUCCCAUCAUCCAUAUUGGACACUUAUGAUGGGGGCGAUGGGAGUUAUAGUCCCACAAGAGCUGGAGUUCCAAAGUUGUGCAGCUCUGAACUAGAAGAAAGGAUAGAAUUAAUUGCAGAAUAGAAAUAGAAUGCAUCUUUCCCUCUUCCACGCUCCCCAUGUGCAUUGCUAAAACAUUACAAAAAAGUGAUCUUGAUUAUGA